Pogonomyrmex barbatus (red harvester ant) is the source of this 2475-nucleotide messenger RNA. Its product is annotated as ATP-binding cassette sub-family G member 1-like. The record is from RefSeq and is a predicted model, not a curated record. NCBI's taxonomy places the organism in Eukaryota, Metazoa, Arthropoda, Insecta, Hymenoptera, Formicidae.
UUUUCGCAAAAUAAUUACGAAUUUUCACGACUGAUUCGUGAUCGGGCACCGCCGUGACGCCACCCUCCCUUCUUAUUUGGGAUAAUUAUAAUAAAAAAAAGAUAGAAAAAAGAUUUAGUCAUUUAUAAUAGCAGGAGAUGGUGAGUCAUUAUCAGGUAUUCAUCAACAAGUGUAUCGUAACAUAUAUCCAUUCUCCGUUCGGUAGUUGCAAUGGAAAAUUUGAACGUGAUACUUCGCGAGCAUAACAUUUGUUUCUUUCGUAGAAAUAAAAAAGCAUCUUUCUCACAUGUUUAUUAUCAACGAUAGAGGAUUAAAUAAAAUUGAUGUGAUUCCCAUAAAUAAAAUUGCGACUGAUAAAAUUUCACAAUCGCUGCGUAUAUCACACGUCUUUAUUAUAUACAAUUUUGCACGCGCAGUGUGAACAUCAGUCUAUUUAGUUAAUUAUAGACAGUUCUAUGAAGUGUUUAGAAAAAUGCUGGAAAUAAAUAAUGAAAAUAACGCAACGACAGCAAGAAUACUGGAUGACGACUGCAAAAUCCAUUUACAGGAAUCGGAAAAUUUGCUGGAAACUGGAAAUUCACAAAUGUGCAUCGAAUUUAACGAUCUCUGUUACUCGAUUCGCAAUCGCAAAGGAACUAAGAAAAUCCUACGCAAUGUGACCGGCCAUUUCGAACCAGGGAAACUCACAGUGAUAAUUGGCCCUUCCGGUGCGGGAAAAACUACUUUAUUAGAAAUAAUAACAGGCAAUCGGUUAUUUAAUAUUAAAGGCACUGUAACUGUGAAUAACGGCAAAUGGAACAGAGAGACAUUCCGCAAACAGGUGUGCUACGUGCCGCAACAGUUCCAACUAUUGCCAUUACUCACAACAAGAGAAAUUCUUUAUAUAGCGGCUAGAUUUAAGCUCGACGCUAAUCAGAAUAAACAGGCGAUCUAUCUAAUUGUGAACGAGAUCGCGGAGAGUCUCAACUUGUCAAAUUGUCUGGAUACAAUGGUAAACAAAUUAAGCGGCGGCGAGCGAAAGAGACUCUCUAUCGGCGUAGAGAUGAUCACCAAGCCACACGUUUUCUUACUACACGAACCGACAAGUGGUCUCGAUAGUAUGACGUCUAAUCAGCUCAUUAACAUGCUGCAUGGCAGAGCGAGAAUGAAUUGCACGGUAGUUUGCGUAAUACAUCAGCCUAAUAGUCAGAUGAUCUCACUCUUCGAUAAUAUUAUAAUACUUGAUCAAGGUAGAAGUAUAUAUUGCGGUCCAAAGAGCGAAAUCAUAAAUACAUUCAACACCGCCGGAUAUAUGUGUCCCAAUUUUUACAACAUAACCGAAUUCGUGCUUGAGGUGAUAACUGGACAGAGAGGUGGUGAUUUAAAUAAUUUAUACAAAAUUUGUCGUGAUGAAUAUGAUAAGUUUAAAUCAGGAUGUAAAGAUCAUGAAGAAGCAUCAAAUUUAUCGACUAUCUUUAAGCAGAAAUACAAAAUAGACGAUACAGUUAUACCUAUAAAUAAUACAGUACAAAAAAAGUCAAUGUGGCAGGAACAAAAGAUUUUAUUUUUAAGAGCUCUAAUUUGUAUCAAACGAGAUAUUCUCAUGACAAAACUAAGAAUUAUUGUACACAUCAUAAUCGGCUUAUUAGGAUUAGUUUUCUAUGAUUUCGGCUAUGACGCGGAAAAAGUGCUCAGCAAUAUAUCUUACUUAUUCUUUAUUAUGAUAUUUAUAUUUUUUGCAAAUGCCAUGUCGACAGUGCACGUGUUUCCCACGGAAGCGGCAGUAUUUCUACAAGAACAUUUAAAUAAUUGGUAUUCUUUGAGAUCCUACUACAUCGUAAAGAUAUUAACAGAGUUCCCAUUGCAAAUAAUUUGUUCUUCAUCUUUCCUGUUUGUAUCGUAUUAUAUGACAGGUCAACCAAUAUAUUAUGAUAGAAUUCUAAAGGCAUGGAGCAUUAGUAUAUUAUUAACGAUUCUUGCACAAAUGAUUGGAUCACUUUGUGGCACAGCUCUUCAUCCUGUGGUAGCUUUGUUUCUAAUACCAUCAGUUAAUGUACCAUUUGCACUGUUUGCCGGAUUUUUUGUGAAAAUAGAAGAAAUGUCGGAAUAUUUGCAACCUUUAGGUACUCUAAGCUAUUACAGAUAUGCAUUUGAAGGAUUAAUGCAAGCAGUUUAUCUUGAUCGAGAAAAUCUAUUGUGUUCGAAACUUUAUUGCCACUUUCGUUCACCAAACAAAAUUCUUGACAUGAUGGGCUUACUAACAGUGCCGUUUUAUGUUACUUUGAUAAUACUUGGUUUUUGGAUAUUCUGUUUACAUAUAACUCUUUAUUCAGUAUUUUAUUGGAAAAUUUAUUAUGCGAAGAAGUGACGAAUUAAAUUAAUAAUUGUUUUAAAAUAAGACGUUAAUGAAAUAAAUUUUAAUUGAGUUUUCCAUUCCACAUAUUCCAAUAAGAUUAUUUUGUAAAAGAAGUUAUUUGUAUAAUAAAUAUAUAAAAC